Molecule: messenger RNA, 5090 nt
Organism: Pundamilia nyererei
Lineage: Eukaryota; Metazoa; Chordata; Actinopteri; Cichliformes; Cichlidae
Product: TSC22 domain family protein 1-like
Exons: 3
Coding region: 790-3729 (979 amino acids)
Biological process (GO): regulation of transcription by RNA polymerase II; negative regulation of apoptotic process; positive regulation of cell population proliferation
Cellular component (GO): cytosol; nucleus
Source: RefSeq, a predicted model, not a curated record
AGACUGCUUUAUGUCUGGCAGCAGCGGCCAUGCGCGGUCGCCAUAUUACUGCGCACCCCUCCCCUCCGGCCCCGUCACAGACAGCGCAGACCACGGCAGCGGUGCAGGAGGCUCCAUACUGAACGACGCUACCGCCGGGGCGGACCAGUGAUACAGCAAAACCCAAACGAGGACCCAGAGGAAUGGAUUUAACCCGUGUACGGCGCUUUUAUUAGAAGUGUUUCGCCUUUUAAAGCUUCUAACUGCGGAUUAAAGGUGGCUCGCUUUCACUUCGUUUCCUCUUGUUAAAAGAAUAAGAAUACAAAAACCCAGCAGUUUAAACAGCCGAGUUUGUGUUUAGCUAGCCGGUGAUGGAGAGUGGCAGCUAGCUAGCUUUUAAUAUAACGCUAACUUACUCAGCAGCUUUUUGCCCGCUUUUUGUGUUCAUUGCAGCGUGGCGUCUUUUUCUCUUCAACAAAACAUACAGAAAUGUUAGCUUGUGUUUAAUAAAGGCGCAGACGGACAGCUCUGGUAGUUAACCGGCGAACUGGCAUCAGCUGACGCUAGCGGCCACUAGCUUCUUUUGCCUCGCUAGGAUAACGCCGAAGCGAGUGAAAGAAGACAAGGGUGUAAAUAUCGGCACAACUUUUGCCUCAUAUCUGCGCACUUCGUUGAAAUAUCUGUUUUUUGUCUAGAUAAUUUUUUUGGUCGUUUGUCUGUUGAGCGUAGUUUUGUCAAAACGGCGCCUUUAACGAGCUGCAGCCUUAUUGCAUACUGUCAGAGACCAACUACCGCCCGGAUCUUCUCGAAAUGCAUCAUCCGGACCCUGCAGGAGACUCUGGCAGUGUUAGAAAGAUGGCGCACCAGGCUGUCUUUCACAGAAGGGGGAGCAACACUGGUAGCGGGAGCGGCCCCGGGCUGUCAACAUCAGCUAACCCGGUGGUUAAUAACAGCCACGUACCAGGCGAUGACUACCCGCCCUCCCUGUUGAUUCAACCUCCUGCUGGCUCAUCCUCCCCGGGUCCCCAUCAUCCUCCUCCCCCCCACAGCCUAAAUCUGCUCUCCCAGCCCCAGCCCACACAGUCCACUGGAGCUCAGAUAAAAAAGAAGAGUGGUUUCCAGAUCACAAGUGUGACUCCAGCACAGGUAUCUGUUAGUACCAAUAACAGCAUUGCAGAGGAUACUGAGAGCUACGACGACCUGGAUGAGUCCCAUACUGAGGAUCUGUCGUCUUCUGAGAUUCUGGAUGUGUCCCUCUCCCGAGCUAAUGAUGUAGUUGGAGCAGAGAGAAGCUCCUCAGAGGAGACGUUGAAUAAUUUCCAUGAGGCGGAGACCCCUGGAGCGGUCUCUCCAAAUCAGCCUUCACACCCCCACACCUUGAACCAGGCACAGAAGCAACACGGUGGAGCCAUGGUGAAUGGGACUGUACACCAUCAACAUCCUCCACAUCCUAACCAUGCCCAGGUCUACCCUCUGUCCUCUGGCUCUGGGAUCACCGCGUCUGGUCUCACCUCUGGAGCUUUACCUUGUGUCACCCAGAAAAUGCCUUCUAAUAUGGGCGGCCCUCAAGAGAGAGUUUCCCAGGCUGCUCCUUCAAGUAUCCCCACUCAGCCUACGGGGACUGCAGUCCCGGGAUCUAUCCCUGGAAUGCACAGCUCUGCUGCUGGCAAUACAGUUAGCAUAGUUAAUCCCCAGACCAGCAGUGUUAGUAAUGUGAAUAUGUUGAGCUCUGCCAACGUGCCUGUGAGAGGGGGGAUCAGCACGAGUGCUAGCACUAGCAGUGGCGGCUAUCCUCUCAAUGUGAUGAGCAGCAGUGGAGGGAGUGGAGGAGGAGAAAGUGCUGCUGCUCCAGCGGGGAGCAACCUUAUGGCCCCCACUAACAUGAUCCAGCAACACCAAAACUUAAACUCCAACAUUGCUAUGACUGCUACAACUACUGUUGCUGUGAGUGUCUCUGGAGGCGUAGGGCUCCCCAGCGGGCUCCAUGGAAGAGUUGGAUCAGCUGUGCAGCAGCCUGUGAGUGCAACUGCUACAGCUGCGACCACAGCUCCUGUAUCAACUGCUCCUGCGGCCCCUGUGGUGGCCACCACCACAAGCUCUCGCUUUAGAGUGGUGAAGCUGGACUCUAACUCUGAGCCCUUCAAAAAGGGCAGAUGGACUUGCACUGAUUUCUAUGAUAAGGAGACUCCAGCUCCUGCCCCCACUUCUUCUUCUGAUCCUGGGUCCCACAGCAUACGACAGUUUGUCUCUGAGAGCUUUGCUGGGGGGUCGGAGAGAGAAAGCACAAGUGGGAGUUCUGUGAGUAGUACUAUGAGUACAUUGAGCCAUUAUGUCGAGAAUGUGUGCAGUGGAGAUGUUGGUGGACCACAGCAUGCACAGGAUUACAACUCCCCUCCUCAGGGCUUUCAAGGAAUCCUCCCCAGCGGUUUAAGCAUGGGGGUAUCUCACACCCAACCCCAACAGCAUGAUAAAACUAUUGCGGCCCCCUCGGCACCUACAAAUGUUCAUCAGCCUCCAUCCAUGCCGAGCCACCAGACCACCAUGGGACUCACUGCUGUGUCCCAGCAGCAGCUCACUUAUGCCCAGGCAGUUGCUAAUCAACCCCCAGUAGGUGUUCAGCAGCAGAAGAUGGGUUAUGCCACCCUACCACAACAGCCAGCUGCUGCCCCCCAAGCACACACGAUGUCGAUGAGGCCACCUGAGUACACACAGCCGCAGCAAAGCAUCCCUCAUUCUGCUGCUGCUUCCCAGCCUUUGUCCAACCAAGCUGGAGCCACAUCUGCUGGGAUGGCUAACGGAGCCUGCCAUAUGAUGGGAGGUCCUCAGCAGCCCCACUCUCUUCAGUCUACCACCUCUAGUAUGUCCUCUCAUGUCGGGGUAGCUGGUGUUGGCCAGCAGCCUCAGAGCCAUCCAGGCCAUUUGGAUUGCCAGCAGCAAAAGCCGCAGUCACUCCCAACACAAAUCCAAAACCAAGGGCUGAGCACCCAGCUGCCAACAGCGGCCCAUCAGAGCCAGGCGUCUGCACCAAGUGUGCCUCCCCCCAACCCUCAGAGCGAUCACCAGGCCCAGGCCCAACCCCAAUCUCACAACACUGGGAAUACUGCUCGGAUGCCCCCGCAGGGAGUUCCCCAUAGCCAGCCGUCUUCUGUGAGCUUGACCCAUGACCACAGCAGUGCCCAGGCCCUGGCUCACGCUGCACAGGCCAGCGCCCUGUAUGCCAGUCUGCCGAGCUUCACCACCACUCAGCUGCAAGAUGCCCAGCGGCUGCUCCUCCAGCAUCAGUCGGGUUUGUUGGGGUUGCCCAAGCUGUCUGGAGGAGAGACUGGAUCCAACACUGGCCAUGGUCAGGAAACUGAGGGCAACGCUGCCACCGCCAGUGCCUUAACAGCACCAGCUGGUCUCAAGACUGUAGAUGGAGAAGAGGAUGGUUCAUCCGGAGCCAGCGUUGUGGCCAUAGACAACAAGAUAGAGCAAGCGAUGGACCUGGUGAAGAGUCACCUGAUGUACGCCGUGCGUGAGGAGGUGGAGGUGCUGAAGGAGCAGAUCAAGGAGCUGAUCGAGCGUAACUCCCAGCUAGAGCAGGAGAACACGCUGUUGAAGACGCUGGCGAGCCCCGAACAGAUGGCCCAGUUCCAGGCCCAGGUUCAGACCGGCUCGCCACCUACCCCUCAAACGGCCGCCACGCCGGGACCCGCAAGCGCCACCACCCUCUCCCAGUCUGCAACACACAGCUCCGGCCCCUCGGCGUAGCCUGGCCCAGGUGGAGAACUUGACUUUUUUUGUUUGUUUGUUUCUUUGUGUUGUUUGAGCUCUGGCACAGCCGCCGAGCCAAACUUUGCCUUCAACCGCAGGAGGCUACGCCGUUAAGAUGAGAAUUUGCACAUUUUAUCUCAGAAGGAUGCAGACAGAGGGACGAGCGGGGGCUGCGCUCGGAGGCGCGGGGGGAGGGCGACAAUCUUGAGAUGCUGUACAUGAAGUUGUUUUGAACAUUUGCCAAAAAAGUCCCCCUCUUUUCAUCAACUAGAAUGUCUUACAGAGGAACAGCUCAUCAGUGGAAACAAUGCUUAGAUUUAAAUAGAAGAAAGAAAAAAAAUCACUGUGCCUGAGUGAUGUCGACUACACCAGUGGGUGGAGCAGCAGGAUUGAUAGUUUCCUGUUUUGCAGAAUGAUGUAAAUAAAAGAAGUUUCCAGGUUGACGGACUCAAGAGGAAGACACCUUCUCCAAAUGAAGAAUGUGAGCAAUCAUCACAGACUCCCCCAUCUGGAAUGGGGGAGUUUGGGGUGGGAGGGGAGGUUCUUUACAGCAGCAUUGUUGAUGAUGGUAUGAUCUUUUAGCUGUGGGUUGAUGGGAUGAACAAACCGUGGUUUCUUAUGGAGAUGAUGAUAUUCUAUUUUCAGUAUUUCAACCUCCUCGUUUUUGCCCUCGAAGCUCCUCAUUGCAGUUUUCUCAGCCCUGCAGUGGCAUGUAAUUUAAACCUUAUCAGACAGGGUUGAGACUUCUUUUGGGCUAAGCUGCAUUUUUUCCCCUUUUUGUUUUCCUAAAAGAUUCGAGAGGGCAGAGGAUGAUGUAUAUUUCUGUAUAGUGUAAGUAUCAUGUAAAAUAGAGAGGAGGUGGUGGUGAAGAUAAACAACAGAUGCUAUCUAGGUCACACAGAUUGAUGCAGAUGAGUCUUGCCCAGCCUGUGUCAUCUAUUUUUAAUGCUGUAUUUUCAGGACUGUGGAUGGACGAGGAGUUUAGGAUAUUUAACUGACAACAAGCAGCCCGACUGUGUUGUCCAUAACCCUUACUGCAACAUUAACUCUUGACUGUAAAACCAUUUCCACUUGGUUCUCUUUUUCUUUCUGGAGUAUUGCACUCUUUAUUUUAUUUUAUUUUAUUUUUUUUGACAGUGAAAUACUUUUGGAUGAACAAUAUCUUAAAGUUCAAUUUAAAAAAAAAAAAAAAAAAAAAAAUACAAACUCUAGAGAUGUUCUUUUUCAUUCUGUGUAUCAGUUGUAUGCUCAUGUUCUGUGCAUGUUUCCGCAAUGACCGGAUGAGAUAUUGUAACAUACAUACCACAAUUGCACUUGACAGCUGCACUUCACAACUUUCAAUAAACAUGGUUAAGGAA